AUGGGGUUCGAAGACUUGGAACCCAUUUUUGGCCAACCCAAGGCAGAGUGGUCAGCUCCAAACUCCACCCCACUGCGCCCAUUAUUGUUCCAUGUUCAUGCUCUGGACCCUUCUCGCCUCAGAGUCCUUGUCACUGAUUUUCAUUCUAACACUUACGAGGCCGUUCGCUCAGUUCAACACCUCGAGGACAUG
Molecule: messenger RNA, 192 nt
Organism: Ilex paraguariensis (yerba mate)
Lineage: Eukaryota; Viridiplantae; Streptophyta; Magnoliopsida; Aquifoliales; Aquifoliaceae
Source: the annotation of a GenBank genome assembly